CCCACCGCCAGUCCGCUGACAUGGCGUCGGCGGGGAGGCAGAGAGUUUGGCUGCUGUUGCUCCGGCUCUGUGCCGUUUCCUUCAUCCUGUUGGGCCGGGCCGACGGCCUGGUAGAAGGCCUCUACUGCGGAGCCCUCUCCUGCUACGACGUGCUCGGCGUGGCCAGAGAUGCCGGCAAGAGUGACAUCGCCCGUGCCUAUCGACAGCUGGCCAGACGCUACCACCCGGACCGGUACCGGCCCACUGAGGCCGGGGAGAACCCCGAGGAGCGGUUCCUGCUGAUCGCCACCGCCUAUGAGACUCUGAAGGUUUGGAAGGACGAUGAAGCCCGAAAGGAUUAUGAUUAUAUGCUUGACCACCCUGAUGAAUUCUACAGACAUUACUACCAUUACUACAAGAGAAGACUAGCACCCAAAGUGGACGUCAGAAUAGUUAUAAUUGUGACAGUUUGUGCUAUAUCACUCUUUCAGUACUACAGCUGGUGGAGCAGUUACAGUGAGGCCAUUCAUUAUCUCACCACUGUGCCAAAGUAUAGAAUCCAGGCUACAGAAAUUGCUAAGCAACAAGGUCUGCUUAAUAAAACUAAAGAAAAAGGGAAAAACAGACGCUCUAAAGAAGAAAUCAAAGAGGAGGAGGAGGAAAUCAUUAAAGGCAUUAUCAAAAAUAACAUUGACAUUAAAGGGGGCUAUCAGAAGCCACGGCUAUUUGACAUACUCCUCUUCCAAAUCGUUCUGGCUCCUUAUUACAUCUGUAGGUAUAUAAUCUGGUACUGCAGAUGGAUUUACCGCUUUCACAUAAAACGGGAAGAAUAUGGAGAAGAGGAGAAAUUGUACAUUAUCCGUAAAAACAUGCGCAUGUCACAAGGCCAAUUUGACAGCCUUGAAGAUCAUCAGAAAGAGAUGUUUCUUGAGAGGAAGCUGUGGUUAUGGGAAAACUUUGAGGUUUAUAAGGUGGAACAAGAGGAAGAACUGAAAAAGAAAGUAGCUUCAGAUCCACGAUGGAAACGGUAUCGACGUUGGAUGAAAAAUGAGGGGCCAGGAAGGCUAACCUUCAUAGAUGACUAAAUACCUCUGCCUUACACCACUGUUUACAUAAAAUGUCUUUUUAUAUUGAAAAAAAAACUCUUGAUAAUGGAACAUAAAUAUCAUUGAUCUAAUAACUCAGGAUUCAGUUUAUACAACAGAUUUACAUCCCUAUUACCAUUUAGAUUAAUCCCCAAGAAAAGAUGUGUUUCCAAAUAUCAAAAAUGUGUAGUGAUUGAAUGGAAUCUGACUAUAUUAUUUCCAUUAUUCAAAUUAUAUUUUUUGAACUGGAAGGACUAACGUGGACAAAUUUUUACAAAAACAUUUGGUUGCUUAUUUUAUAUAUAAAUAUAUUAAUAUAUAGGUGAUAUGGAAAUUGCAUUGACAAAGGUUAGUCUACUGUAGAGUUUGUGGUUGUAUAUUAAAAUGUCAUACAAAUAAAAAUCAAAAUGUGA
Molecule: messenger RNA, 1477 nt
Organism: Carcharodon carcharias (great white shark)
Lineage: Eukaryota; Metazoa; Chordata; Chondrichthyes; Lamniformes; Lamnidae
Gene: dnajc25
Product: DnaJ (Hsp40) homolog, subfamily C, member 25
Exons: 4
Coding region: 21-1064 (347 amino acids)
Biological process (GO): protein folding
Cellular component (GO): endoplasmic reticulum membrane
Source: RefSeq, a predicted model, not a curated record